Notolabrus celidotus (New Zealand spotty) is the source of this 1805-nucleotide messenger RNA. It is a transcript of the gene pop4, whose product is annotated as POP4 homolog, ribonuclease P/MRP subunit. Gene Ontology annotation, biological process: rRNA processing; tRNA 5'-leader removal. Bases 177 to 848 code for a protein of 223 amino acids. The transcript has 7 exons. Gene Ontology annotation, molecular function: ribonuclease P RNA binding. NCBI's taxonomy places the organism in Eukaryota, Metazoa, Chordata, Actinopteri, Labriformes, Labridae. Gene Ontology annotation, cellular component: ribonuclease MRP complex; ribonuclease P complex. The record is from RefSeq and is a predicted model, not a curated record.
UUGUUUGGCGACCGCCAAAAAAAAACACAGAAGAAGAAGAAGAAGAAACAGCAGAAGAAGAAGAGAUUGUGUAGCAUCGAAACAAACAACGUGUGUUGAAGUUACUCUCUGUUUAUUGAACACAGAAACUGUCUGACUGUCGGGACAUUUUCCUCUGGAAGAACUCAAACGUGUAAAUGGAGGAGGCACUCGUUCGAGCCAGGAUUCCUCGGGAGCUGGGGAAGAUCCUUGGUGUUGAGUCCCAGAUCAAAUCUAAAGCAGAGGCCUUCACUCAGGCGUUCCUCAAGAACAGCAUCCAGCAGCCCACAAAACAUGACCUGAAGAGCAUGCUGAGUCACAAAGCUGUGGUUCUGGGCUUCACCAGGCCCAAAAAGGACAAGUCCAAGAAGAGCAGCAAGAGAGCCAAAGGACUGAAUGCUCGGCAGAAAAGGGAGCUGAAGGUCUUCCAAAUCAAACCUGAGCACCAGAGGUAUGAGCUUUUCCUGCCUCUGCAUGAGCUGUGGAAACAAUACAUCGUUGACCUGUGCGGUGGAUUAAAACAAACAAGCUGUCCGCAGUUUGUGCAGCAAAAGCUCCUGAAGGCAGACUUCCAUGGUGCCAUCAUCAGUGUGGUCCGCUCUAAGUGUCCAUCAUAUGUGGGGAAAACAGGGAUUUUAAUUCAAGAAUUCAAGCAUGUUUUCAAAAUAAUCACCAAAGAAGACAAACUGAAAGUGAUCCCAAAAAGGAACAGCGUGUUUGCAGUGGAGAUCAACGGCUUCGUCUCACACAUCUACGGCACAAAGUUUGAGCAGCGAGCCAGCGAACGCUCGGCCAAGAAAUUCAAAGUGAAAGGAACCAUCGACUUGUGACGGCACAGAGGGGUCACAACAAAUAGACAUUCCUCCUGCUGGCAGUGUGCAGGAGCAACUACACUGACUGAAUGCAGUUGUUAAACCACAUCAGGAUAAUUAUACUUCUACUUUUGGUUCUAUUUUUAUCCUUGCUGCCAUAUGGUGGAUUUCUGUUCAUGACUUCUUGUUGUUUUUCUUAUUUUAAGUUGUGUUUUUGGGCAUUUUUGCCUUUUAUGAUAGGACAGGUGAAGAGAGACAGGAAAAACGACCUGCAGCAAAUGGUCGCAGCCUGGAGUCGAACCGGCGACCUCUGCAACGAGGACUAUAGCCUCUAAAUUUGGGGCGCUUAGACCGCUAAGCCACCAGCGCCCCCCUUUUUUGUUUUUCAAAUGGUAUUCUUUUUCAAUGAUUCUUUUUGUACAACACGAUACAUCUCACUUCCAUCAAAUACUCUAGAAGUAUCAGUGUAUGUAUUAGAGAAUCUGAACAAUCUAGACAGUGAUUGCUGAGAAGGAGCAGAGUUAGAGAGAAGGAACCAUGGAAAUAAACCAUCACUGCUAGUUAUAGAGGUUGUUUUCUAAUCAUUCACACCCCUUUAGAGAAAGCCUGUCGAUGGGUACUGCUACUUUCAGUGCAGCUGAGCGACCUUUAAUCAUAGAUUGAAUCAUACAUGGACCACGUCUCCGUGAUGUCACCUAUUGGUUCCUGAAGCAGAGUUCUGAAGCUUCUCAUCGCAGUAUGGUGGUCCCCAGAAAAUGAGAAGUAAUAUUUACAGUACAAUCGGCUUUAUUUUCCAUGUUAAUGUGUGCCCAUUUCUCUCUCCGUACACACUCUAUUACUCAUUAUCUUUGAAGAUAUUAAAUUUACAGGUUCAUUAUUAAGUGCAUAUCUGAAUUGACAGACUGUAGGUGUUGAAGUGGAGGUUAAAAAUGAACUCAACUACAAAUGAUAAAAAGCAUGUAACUGUUUGUGAAA